Molecule: messenger RNA, 2681 nt
Organism: Vitis vinifera (wine grape)
Lineage: Eukaryota; Viridiplantae; Streptophyta; Magnoliopsida; Vitales; Vitaceae
Product: probable serine/threonine-protein kinase SIS8
Exons: 14
Coding region: 59-2224 (721 amino acids)
Biological process (GO): regulation of DNA-templated transcription; protein phosphorylation
Molecular function (GO): ATP binding; protein kinase activity
Source: RefSeq, a predicted model, not a curated record
UGGCGACCAUUCCAAUAAAACGACGCGUUUUGAGCUCCGGGUGCACCUCAACAUUCCCAUGGCCGCCGACGACGUGUACAGGGCCCUGAUGGAUCGGUUUCGGAGCUUGGAGCAGAGCCAGGCGAAUAUGAGAGCCCAGUUGGAGGUGCUGAUGGAGGAGCGGAGCAAGGAGGAGAAGGACGGCGGCACUCUGUGGCCGGACAGCGGAUGGGGUCACGUUCCGGGGUAUUUCUCCGGCGGGGGUCCGUGCCGGAGUGUCUUGGAUUCAAUGGGUCACUCUGUUUAUGCGUUCACGCCUUGGUCUGGGGAGAUUUUUUUCUGGAAUCGUUCAGCUGAAAAACUCUAUGGGUGGAAGGAUUGUGAGGUUCUUGGGCAAAGAGUUGUUGACGUUCUUAUUGAUGAAGCAUAUUAUACACAUGUUAAAAAAAUCAUGGAAAAGUUGACCAAUGGGCAAUCAUGGUCAGGUCAGUUUCCUCUUAAGAAGAGGUCUGGUGAGAUAUUUAUGGCUAUAGUGACAAAAAGCCCAUUAUACGAGGACGGUGAUUUUGUUGGUGUUAUCACUGUUUCAAGUGAUGCAGCUUUAUUUAAUAAUAUAACCUCUCAAUAUCUGAGAGCAUAUGAGGAUCAUGCUAAUUGCCAACAUAGAGUACGGGAGUUAAACCUGAAAAAGAUUCAGUGGCAAUCACAGCCACAGAUUGCAUCGUCUGUUUCAAAUCCGGCCUCAAAAGUUCUGUCACAAAAUUGUGGGGAGGAUGCAUGCAAUCCAUUUGCAAGUUCCCAAGAAAAGGGGAAGAACAUGCUGGAUGCCAAAGAUAAGAGUUCAGAGAAGUCUGAAACACUAGCAGCAAAGGUAUUAGCGAAGUUGCGCAUCAGGGGAAGUGGAAAAAAUGCAAAAGAAGAUGAUAGAAGUUUUCAACAAAAUAAUUCAUCCUAUUCUUCAGUAUGCAAUGAAGUAAUAAAAGAGCCAAAUUAUCAUAGAGAUGCAAAAGAAUCAUGUCCAAACUGCCGCAAUUUUGAUACCAGGUAUAAGGGAGAAAAUCCCAAGAAAAAAAUUGUUUCCUUUGCUGCAGAAAGAGAAUAUUCAAAUGGUAAUGAGCACAGGAUUCCAAAUACUCCUGGAGAGGGUUCUUCCAAAGAGUGCCACAACUGUUUUGCAGUGCCCAGACUCAGAUGUUCAUCUCCAAUAUUAACCUUUCAAUUGGAUGCAAAGGAGUCAGAGCCAGAACUAGAGGACUUGAAAGUCCUGGGGAUACAAAGUUCAGUGCAACAGCACCCAGAUGUCAAUCAAUCUCCAGGCACAGGGGGAAGCAUCAAUAGCAACAAUGGAAGUUCAUCAAGUAAAACAGAUAGUGAGUCAAGCUCAGUCUCAGAUUGUGAGAUUCAGUGGGAAGACUUACAUUUUGGUGAGGAGAUUGGCCGAGGUUCAUAUGCUGCUGUCUAUCAUGGAAUUUGGAAUGGAUCGGAUGUUGCAAUUAAGGUUUAUUUUGGGAAUGAAUACAGCGAAGGGACUUUACAAGACUAUAAAAAAGAGAUUGAUAUAAUGAGGAGAUUGAGACAUCCAAAUGUAUUGCUUUUCAUGGGAGCAGUAUAUUCACAAGAGCGACUUGCCAUUGUUACAGAGUUGUUACCCAGGGGAAGCCUCUUCAGAGUACUUCACAAAAGCAAUCAGGUCUUAGACAUCAGGCGGCGUCUCCGGAUGGCUCUUGAUGUUGCUAGAGGUAUGAAUUAUUUGCAUCACAGGAAUCCACCAAUAGUACAUAGAGACCUGAAAUCUUCAAACCUGCUAGUUGACAAAAAUUGGAAUGUCAAGGUUGGUGACUUUGGUCUGUCAAAGUUGAAGCACACUACUUUCUUGACUGCAAAAUCUGGAAGAGGAACGCCUCAGUGGAUGGCUCCUGAAGUCCUCCGAAACGAUCCUUCAAAUGAAAAGUCUGAUGUGUUCAGCUUUGGGGUCAUCCUGUGGGAACUCAUGACUCAGUCCAUUCCAUGGGUCCACCUGAAUUCCUUGCAGGUUGUUGGAAUUGUAGGCUUCAUGGAUAGAAGGUUAGAUCUUCCAGAAGGCCUUGAUCCCCGAGUUUCAUCCCUUAUCCAAGACUGCUGGAAAACCAACCCAGAGCAACGUCCAUCGUUUGUAGACUUAAUUCAUUGCGUGACAUCUUUAAUCCAGACAUUUGCAACAGAAUCCGUCCAGGAAGCUCGGGGCCUUAAUUUGCAUGUGGUUUAAACUCGUCAAAAUGGGCUUAAGACAGUAGGAGAACAAACAGACAUAGCAACCUAGUGUAGAAACACGGUUGACACGUGAAAGUUUUGUCUUUGCAUGGGGUGGAGUGUUGAAACUUCAUAGUUGGGAGGCAAAAUGGUGCUGCUCUGAGAAGAAAUGACUGUAACAGCUCACUCUAGAGUGUGUUUUGUUGUGGAUAUAUAACCUUUAUACCAUACAGAAAUAAUGUAAAAUAGCUUGACCCCUGUACAACGCUGCUCAAUGUGACAUUCCAUGGGCCUCAAUGCAAUGGCACCAACUCAGUUUAUCAGCUUCCAGCCCCUUCCAGCAAGGAGAUGAUCAUCCUUACAUUAGAGUUUUCAUUACUUGUUAGUGUGAGAGACCCCUUUGCUUACUGUUGAAAGGAAGAAUUUGUAUCGGACUUUGGGUUGGUAAAGUUUGAUACGAUUUGUCACUCCAA